Molecule: messenger RNA, 1314 nt
Organism: Ilyonectria robusta
Lineage: Eukaryota; Fungi; Ascomycota; Sordariomycetes; Hypocreales; Nectriaceae
Product: chorismate synthase
Exons: 4
Coding region: 1-1314 (437 amino acids)
Biological process (GO): aromatic amino acid biosynthetic process; chorismate biosynthetic process
Cellular component (GO): cytosol
Molecular function (GO): FMN binding; chorismate synthase activity
Source: RefSeq, a predicted model, not a curated record
AUGGAUGCCCCUGCGGCUGGGGUCCCCAAAGCGGAACUUCCACUUGCUCAUCAGUGCCCCUCCCCCGCGCUCGCGCUCACCGAGGCCGAUAUCCAGCCCCAGCUCAACCGCCGCCGCCCCGGCCAGUCCAGCAUCACAACCCCCCGCAACGAAAAGGACCAUAUCCAUCUGGGCACGCCCAUCCUCCUCACUGUCCCCAACGAGGACCAGCACCCCAAGGACUACGGCAACCAGACCAUCAACCUCUUUCCUCGCCCUAGCCAUGCCGACUGGACCUACCUCGAGAAGUACGGCAUCAAGGCCAGCUCCGGCCGCCGCCGCAGCAGUGCCCGCGAGACCACCGCCCGUGUUGCUGCCGGCGCUGUUGCUGAGAAGUGGCUCAAGGAGGCCUACGGCAUUGACAUUGUCGCCUUUGUCACCUCCGUCGGCAACAUCAAGCUCUUUGAAGACGCUGACGGCAUGAGCUCUGACCCUGCCUUCCUCAGUCUCGCCGAGACCAUCACCAAGGCCAAGGUUGACGAAUUCCUCCCGGUCCGCUGUCCUGACGAAGAAGCCGGCCGACGCAUGGAGAACCGCAUUGCCGAACUGCGCGACAAGAACGACAGCACUGGCGGCUCUGUCACCUAUGUCACCCGCAACUCCCCCGUUGGCCUCGGCGAGCGUUGCUUCGACAAGCUCGAGGCCACCCUCGCUCACGCUAUGCUGUCCAUCCCCGCAGUCAAGGGCUUUGAGAUUGGCUCCGGUUUCCACGGCGCCGAGAUGCUCGGCAGCGUCCACAACGACCCCUUCGUCGCUACCCCGGCCCUCGAUGCCGCCGCUGAGAAGACGGGCAUCCCCCGCUCCCGCCUGCAGACCAAGACCAACCACUCCGGUGGCAUUCAGGGCGGCAUCUCCAACGGCAUGCCCAUCUUCUUCAGGGUCGCCUUCAAGCCCCCGGCCAUCAUCAGCCAGGACCAGACCACCGCUCGCUACGAUGCUUCUGGCGAGGGUGUCUUGACCGCCAAGGGCCGCCACGAUCCCUGUGUCGUGCCCCGUGCCGUGCCCAUUGUUGAGGGCAUGGCCGCGCUGGUCAGUGCCGAUGCUAUCAUGUCCCAGCACGCCCGCCAGGUGGGUAAGGGUCUUUCUCUUAAGAAGUCGAAACAUGAUUGGAUAUGUCCAUGCACUAUAUUUCUCGUCGUCUCUUGCGUAUCAAAGACUACAACCUUUCUGAAUCAUGUCGCAAACCAUAACAUCGGUCUGAAUAGCGGUCGGUACCCGCUCCUAAGUGACCUAGCAUUCAAUCCACAUCACAUUGCGAACGCCCGAAAUACAUGA